CCGCCCCGCGCCGCCUGGUCCCUCCCCCGGCGCCCGGCCGAGCCCAGCCGAGCCGAGCCGCCGUUUCCGGAGUGCGCCGUGCGGGCGACCGUGGCGGGCAGGAAAUGACCUAGAGGCCUUACAAAUACAUUUGUGCAUUCUUGUUCAGGCUUUACAAUUGAGGGCAAACUCAAUCUGGAAGCACCACUUAUUAAGGUUACAACAGAAACAACUACCUCAACAAACAGAAGGAAGGGAGGCAAAGGCUUGCAAUAAUAAACACUUUAAUUUUUAAUAACUUGUCCUUGCAAAGUCUUCAGAAAACAAGACAGAUUUUUUUUUAACCUUUCAGUAUUACGAAGAGACACUACAAGUAAACCGAUUUGACAGACUGGAUCUGUCCAGACGAUACCUUGAAGAUAUUUGAUCUGCUGACAUAGGUCUUGCUUUUUCAAGGGAAGAGCCUCUGCACUGCUUUUAUAAUCGCUGUUGAUCAGUGGUUUUGUUCCACUUCUUUCUUGGUAUUACUAGCAAAAGAUGAUUUACGUUGACAAAAAUAACUUUUAUAAACUUUAACAUCAGGUCUCAACAACAUGCUGUCAAAGAAAUUGUAAGAGAGAAAUCUUUUUCUGUUCCUUAGUUGCAUCUAGUGUGUAGAGGAGAAUACCAACCCAGAGACAGCGUUUCUGAGAUUCUUCAGCUUGCUUUUUGAGGACAGUUUGUAACUGCAGCAGGGCUGCACUGAACAUUGAAAAUACUAAGUCAGCAAAUCUGCUGCCUUUUUCACUGCUGAUACAGAUUAUACAGACGCUUCCCUUUUUGAAAUGCCUUUUAUGAAACCUGCAUACGCAGUCCUCCACUAUUACUACACGUAACUACGUUUUUGAGGAAGAAAUCUGACAACAGGUUGUUAAUCCAAGAGUUUUUUGGACAACUACUCACUUAUGUAUUGCUGUAGUGCACAGGAAAGUAAAAUGGACUAUAAGCGGCGCUUUUUGCUUGGCGGGUCCAAGCAAAAAGUGCAGCAACACCAGCAGUAUCAAAUGCCUGAGCUAGGCAGGACCCUGAGCGCACCGCUGGCAUCUACUACCCCAGCAUCCCCUUUGGUCCCCUCAGCUGCUGCAGGCAGCUGCAACCAUCCUGUGUCCCAUACUACUCCAAUUGCAGACAUCCAGCAGGGAAUCUCCAAGUAUCUGGAUGCACUCAAUGUGUUUUGCCGUGCGAGCACUUUCCUUACAGACCUUUUCAGCAGCGUAUUUAGGAACUCGCAUUAUUCUAAGGCAGCUAUGCAACUGAAAGACGUGCAGGAACAUGUCAUGGAAGCAGCAAGUCGACUCACAGCAGCAAUAAAACCAGAAAUAGCAAAAAUGCUGAUGGAACUGAGCGCUGGAGCUGCAAACUUCAAAGAUCAGAAAGAAUUCAGCCUACAGGACAUUGAGGUUCUUGGUCGAUGUUUCUUGACAGUGAUGCAGGUUCACUUCCAGUUCUUGUCCCAAGCCUUGCAGAAGGUCCAGCCAGUAGCACACUCUUGUUUUGCUGAAGCUGUUUCCCAAGAAAGAAAGAAUGCGAGUGGGGUUGGGACCUCCAAUUUGAGCCCUACAACUGAGCUAGAGGAUGCAGUACGAUCAUGGAGAGGAGCAGCAGAGGCCACAUCUCGACUGCGAGAAAGAGGCGGUGAUGGGUGUUUGGCUGGAAUUGAGGUUCAGCAGCUCUUCUGCUCACAAAGUGUGGCAAUCCCUGAACAUCAACUGAAAGAACUGAACAUGAAAAUUGACAGUGCUUUGCAGGCUUACAAAAUUGCUUUGGAGAGUUUAGGCCAUUGUGAAUAUGCAAUGAAGGCUGGCUUUCACUUGAAUCCAAAAGCUAUUGAAGCAAGUUUGCAGGGCUGUUGUAGUGAAGCUGAAGCACAGCAAACAGGAAGGAGACAAACCCCACCUCAGCCAAUUCAGUGUGAACUCCCAACUGUACCUGUUCAGAUAGGAUCCCACUUUCUGAAAGGCAUAUCCUUUAAUGAGUCUGCAGCAGAGAACCUGAAGUUGAAAACGCAUACAAUGCUUCAACUGAUUAAAGAGGCUGGUUGCCAUAAUGGACUUACACCAUGUGAUGACUCUCCUGUUACUGAAGUACUAAAUCAGGUUUGCCCUUCUACUUGGCGGGGAGCCUGCAAAACUGCUGUGCAGCUAUUAUUUGGCCAAGCUGGACUGGUGGUUGUGGACACAGCGCAGAUCGAAAAUAAAGAAGCAUAUGCUCCUCAGAUUAGUUUAGAAGGAUCCAGGAUUGUUGUGCAAGUUCCAUCAACAUGGUGUCUGAAAGAAGAUCCAGCAACAAUGUCAUUAUUACAGAGGAGUCUGGAUCCAGAAAAGACUUUGGGACUGGUAGAUGUGCUCUAUACUGCUGUGUUUGACAUAAACAGGUGGAAAGAAGGAAGGGAACAAGCUUUGCCUUGUAUUCAGAUCCAAUUGCAGCGGGAGAUUUCAGACUUUGGGAAUCAAGUUGACAUGCCAUCAGGAAAUGGAAGCAAAUCAUCAGGAGGCCUGCAAAAGACUUUCUCAAAACUGACUUCACGGUUUACAAAGAAAACUUCCUGCGCCAGUUCAAGUAACAGUGGAAGUUAUUCUAUUCCCAGUACGCCUUCCAAAAAUAUCUUUACAGGUAGCAACUCAGAGGAGAAAGUGAAAAUGCCCAGUCACAUGGACACACGGUUACAGAGCAUUUUGAACAUUGGUAAUUUCCCCAGGACAAUAGAUACAUUACAGCCACCUCAGAGCACAAGUAGUCAGAUAGUUAAUGGAUUUCUUGUUGAAAGACAUGAUAAUUUUUUCAAAGCAGAUGAUGGCAAGGAUGACAAAGGUAUGAAUUUACCCACUGACCAGGAAAUGCAGGAUGUUAUAGACUUCCUGUCUCGUUUUAAUAUGGGCAAAUCGCAGCAGACUUCUCCAUUGGUGAAAAGAAGGAACUCUGUUGCUUCUUCUCCAGCAACAGAACAAAAAUCAGGAGCAGUUCAGCAGCAACUGCAGUCUGUGUCUCAUGCGUCUCUGCAUCCUUCGCAGCAAGGGUUGUCACAGCAACAGCAGCCUCAAAAGCAGCAGCAACAACAGAUGCAGUACUACCAACAUCUGCUCCAACCUAUUGGACCACAGCAACAGCGUGUACCUGGCAAGUGGCUAAAUAAUUCUUCACAACAGCCAGCACAAGCUGUCGGGGCUGGAUUGUCUCAUAUUAGCCAAUGGAACAAUCACGGCUUUUCGGAUUUGAGCUCUGAUUUGUACAGCUUGGGUCUUGUGAGCACCUAUAUGGACAAUAUGAUGUCAGAGAUGUUAGGACAGAAACCUCAAGGACCUAGAAAUAACACAUGGCCAAACCGUGACCAAAGUGAUGGAGUCUUUGGGAUGCUGGGAGAAAUUCUGCCUUUUGACCCUGCAGUUGGCUCUGACCCAGAGUUCGCCCGUUAUGUAGCUGGGGUCAGCCAAGCUAUGCAACAGAAAAGGCAAGCACAGCAUGUUCGUCGCCCAAGCAACACACGUAGCAACUGGCCUCUUCCUGAUGAUCCUCACAGAACCUGGCCUUUUCCUGAAUAUUUCACAGAAGGCGAUGUAACAAACAGCUGGUCUGGUGCUCAAGGAGACUCUGCCAGUUCCAGCGAUGAGACCUCCUCAGCUAACGGAGACAGUCUCUUUUCCAUGUUCUCAGGGCCAGACCUUAUUGCUGCUGUCAAGCAGAGAAGAAAACACAGUAGUGGUGAGCAGGAACCCAGCACACUACCAUCACCACCUCUUCUUUCUGCAGUAGAUGACCGUAAUCAGGAUAAUAAAACCAAAACCUGGCCCCCUAAGGCUCCUUGGCAGCAUACUUCACCUGUCACAAAUACACUGCCCAGUCAGAGUACGUCACUGUAUCAGAUGAGCAACCCCGUUAGCCAAUGGAACGACACGAUGCAGAUUCUACAGUCACCAGUUUGGUCAACAGCCAAUGACUGUGCUCCAUCAACAGGGAUUUCCUCCAGUUUUGCCUAUGCCCAGCAACAACAAUCAUCACAGCAGCAGGCUUCCCAGCACAAACAGAUAAAUAAGGGCUUUAAAUCUUUUCCAGUAAAGCACGAACGCAGACCAUCUUACCUGCAUCAAUACUAAUAGCUUCUCACAUUGGAAAGAUGCAGCAUAGGGCCAAACAGUCUUAUAAAUGAUGUAUAUUAUCUGUUUCGCAGUUCUGUGUACCGGCUGUGUUCUGGUUAUUUUAUUUUGAAACGUAGAGUGAAAUUUUUUGGUGACGUACAUAACCUUUUGACUUAUUUUACAGUGCUGAAUAAACAGGGCCAAUAUAUUUGUUAUAUGUACAUGGAAAAGUCCAAUACUGUGAUGUAGAAAUGCUUUUAAAAACUUGUGUAUAUUACAGUUACUUUCAAAAUCCUUUUUUAAAAAUUACUGAAAGACUACCAUAAAGCACUGUAUUUUAUAGCUAUUUUCAUAUAGAUUUAUAUAGGUAAACAUCUCUUGCUAAAAUGCAUUUUUUUAGCAAAUAUAUUGGUCAAUUCUGCUCAGCACUGUUAUUUCGAUUUCUAAUAGACAAGUUGUAAAGUCUUCAUACUCUGAGUCAACAGCCUGUGAUGACUUUUUUAACGAAGUGAGGCAGCAGCUUUUAAUGUACCACACAAGUGGGUGUACGACAACAGUGUUGGAAAGACACUGGAUUUGUGGUAAUUUCAUAAUAUAAAUAUAGAUCAGCUAGAACCACUCAAAUUCAUCACGAAAACUGUCUUGGCUGCCUCAGCUGUAAGGUAUUUGUGUGGGUCAGAUUAUGUUGAUUUUCACAUAUAUGAUUUAAAAAUACUUCAUGUGGCCAAAGGCAUUAUCCACACAGUGCUCCUUAAAUGUGCAGAAGUACAGCUAAAAGACUACUUGCAUAUAUUUAAAGUCUUAUUUCAAUGCUAUGGUUAGGGUAAAUAUUGUGAGCUGGCUCAGAAGAAACUAGAACUGAAAUGUGGGUAGUAGUUAGUGAAAAGAACAUUAUUUUUUUUUUUUUUAGAGAAUAAAGUAAUUAUUUCUGGUCAAUGUGCCAUUAAGUGAACCUGUGGAAUUAGGAAUAAUCUUCCAACCAAAGUGGGAUCUAGAAGAGUGACUGGUGCUUAAAUUGAAAAACAAUGGUAAAUAUGUGUAUAGUUAUCCCAUUGUAUAUUAAUUGAAGUUAGAGAAGAUUCUUUAUAUAGUUAAAGCUUAUUUAAAAAUUUUCAUAUGUCAUCUUUGAAAGAGUUUAAAAACCACAAUAUUUUCUGGUAUAAAAGUUUUGACAGUAUUAAUCUUAUUUUUGUAUUUUUCUUAACUCAUUAUAUCAUUCUAAUACGUUAACUACUAGUAAAGUGGGCUGUUAUUUCUAACUACAUAAGUUUUUUUUUCCAAUGAAGCUAAAAGCACAUUUAUGUUCCCACUUUUUGUUUGCAAACUAAAUAUUCUAUAUCUAAAGAUACCAAAAACCAAAUUACACACACACACACACACUCACACUCUCUCUCUCUAUAUAUAAAUAUAAAUAUAUAUAAAUAUAUACAACACUAAAAAUAUUAAAACAUUUGGGUGUUUAAAACCCAACCACCUUUCUUGUUUGUAUGGUGAUGGGCUGCAUUUAUAUGCCCAGAAUGUUACCUUUUGUGCUGUUUGGGGAUGCCAAUGUUGCCUGUAUUUGAUAUAUUGUCACCAUGUUUUCUGAAAAUUCAUACUUACCAUGUUUACAGAACUGUUUGCUGUACAUAAGACUUUUUACAGUACUGUGCUUUGCACAAUCAGUGUGGCUUUUGUCUGUAACUUGUUAAUGUUCUGUACUACUAUAAUUUUGAAAACCCUCUGCUGAAAAUAUGAGUAGUUACUUAGACAAAUUGUUUUAAGUUUCCUAAAACUUGACACUUAAUAUUUGAUCUGAAGUUUGGUCAUACUUAUGUCCUGCAGUUAUUCAUACCAAGGCCAAUAGACCAGAUAAUAGAAAUAUUUAUAAUUUUGAACCCUACAAGUGCCAAAACUCUUGCUGCAAUUUUUGCAGUUUACUGGCAAUUUCUGAACUUAUCCAAGUGAAUUACAAAGAUUAAAUCCUUCCUAUCUACAUUUUGAUCAUACAGGUGCUAUGUCCUUCGCCUCCAAUUGUACCUAACACUGGGAGUUUUAAAAAUUGUUGCACUUGGCUUAAGUCUUGCCAUUUUUUAAAAUCAUUUACACUGCCAAGUGCAAGGGUUUGGUGCUUAGUUAAUUUACCUUUAUUGCAGAGCUUCUUGUGAAUAACUAAUGCUUCUGAACUGGAACUGUACAUUUUGUAUUUUAAAGCUCCUGUAAGUAAAACAAAACAAAACCCCACAACAAAACAAAACUUUGCUUUAUUAAAGAGAUAUAUUUACUAAUAGAUCAGACCUGUUUAAAACCUGCACCCCAUGGAAAAUAAGGAGGACCUGAAGAUGUAACUUCAAUUUGUGAACAAAGAUACUACUUCAUUAAUACAGAAUUAUUUAACUAAUUGACGGUAGUAAGAUACAUUAAAUAGGCAGUAAAUUAAAUAGUACACAGUGAAGAACCCAAUACCUUCCCCUACAAUUGAUUUUUGGGCUGCUUUGCCACUAGGGUUAAUGAUUACUCAUUAGCCAAUUUGGAAGUUACCACUGCUGUACUGCACAGGAUAGCAUUUUGUACUUCAGCAGCAAGCAUACAGAUUAAAUCGCUGUCAUCAAGCAGAGUUCACAUGAAUAAGAAAUGGCAAGUUACCUUUGAUUUCCAACAAAAAUAAAGUCCCAUGCCAGCAUA
Molecule: messenger RNA, 6755 nt
Organism: Alligator mississippiensis (American alligator)
Lineage: Eukaryota; Metazoa; Chordata; Crocodylia; Alligatoridae
Gene: GARRE1
Product: granule associated Rac and RHOG effector 1
Exons: 14
Coding region: 924-4109 (1061 amino acids)
Biological process (GO): Rac protein signal transduction
Molecular function (GO): CCR4-NOT complex binding
Source: RefSeq, a predicted model, not a curated record